CAGACAUGAAAUUCACUCUGAGAAUUCAAGACCUAACCCUCUCUCUGGAUCGCUGGGUUUAAACACUUUUUUCGGUUUCCAGCAGAAUAGACUCCACCCACCUCGUAUCGAAACAGAACCAUGGCGCGGUCAUAGAGCCUGCGAGCACAAGUAACAAAAGAAGAUACUUGUGGCUUUAAAGUACCUUAUACAGAGUCUAUCUAUUCACGAGAGAUGGACACCACUACUGUGGAUCCCGGCAAUCUUCCAGACGACAGUUUAUCUCCCUCUGUUGAAGAUGACAUUGAUAUCGAUGCACCGAGCGAACACGCAGAAGAUGAUAGCCCGGUCGAAGAUGGCGGUACUAUCGAAGAAGAGAAUGGCGAACUGGCGGACCUUCAUGCGGCCGUGAAUCAGAGUGCAGAGUAUGUGCCGAAUUCGAGGUUCACGUACUCAAGGCACAGCGAGAUGGCUGACUUCCGAGUGCUGCUCAAAACGCUUGAGCACAACCAUCGCGCGUCGCUGGCGCAGCAUUUAGCUGUUGCUGCUAGACUUUCUGCUCUUGAUCAGAAUACAUUCAGAACCAGAUCGAGCCGAGAGCGCGGGAAAUCGAGAUCGAGGUCGACGGAAUAUGAAGGUGACGACGAUAGUGGUGGCGACGAUGAUGACGACGUCAGUUUCUUUGAUGCCACAGAUGGCGGUGAGGGCGAUGACGAGGCAGAUGAGCUUCGGAAGAGGCGGAGAGUGAUUCAUCCGCGGUGGACAGCUUGGCCUCUUCCCAGCGAGGAACUUCUUCCUGAGAGCGACGAAGACAUCGCGCCAGCAUACGAUCUAGGCGAGAAUAUCGACUACCAAAGCAUCAGCGGGGAAACAGGUCAGCAACGAGUGUCUCCGUCGAAGCGAAAACGAGCUGUCUCUUCUGCUGCUGCUGCGGGGAAUGACAGUGUUGUUGAGAUUGAUUACGAGCAGGUGUUUGAGAAAGAGAGAAAGAAGAGACAGAACGACGAAACGCAGGACGCAUACGACCACUUCAGAUUCGAUUCACAUCGCUUUUUUACACCGCCUGAUUACUCCAAAAAUUUGAUGACCGAGGUUUCUUCUCUUGGUGUUAGGACAUUAACUACAAUGGUCACGGAGAAGAGGGAGCAAUUACAACGAGAGGCUAGGGAGAAUCAACAGGUAUCUGGAGACGGGCCUGCGACUGAGUUGGCUAGCUUACUGGAAGCCGAUGGUGAGGAUGACUCAGAGCUAGACGAUAUCAUCCUUUCAAACUCUGAGAUGGAAAAAUCCCUUCUACUUCCAUACCUGCACCCACACAUACUGCAAAUGAUCGAUGGCUUAAUCGAUACUGUUGCCACCGUGCGCAAGUCCCAAGCACCAUCUAGCUCUCGCGAUCGUCUCUCGCAGAUGGACUGGCGAGAUUUACUCUCUCUGGCAGCGUUGAAGGGGAUGCCUGCGCUUGACGACGUCAGUCCUGAUGCAUGGCUUCGUGUGGUGGAGUCAGUGAGAGAUCGCUGCGAGACGUUGUUUUCUAGCCAGCAGCCAGCGCCCAAGUUUGAGAUUCUGAAAAACGAUGCAAAAGCGAAGGAGGUGGACUUACCGGGGCAGAGUGUGAAGGAAAAGCAUUCGAAAAAGAAGACGGAGACGAGGGUGGAGAUGGAGAUGAAGAACGCGAGCGAGUCGGAGACGGAGUGAUUUUGUAUUUGUGGUUAGCAUUAGCAUUUAACGGCGUUUAGGCAGACUCUGUUAUUACAGUUCUUCUUUUGUUAAUUCCAAUUGACAGCUAUUCUUCAUAUA
Myxozyma melibiosi is the source of this 1776-nucleotide messenger RNA. RefSeq lists its product as uncharacterized. The transcript has a single exon. Lineage: Eukaryota; Fungi; Ascomycota; Lipomycetes; Lipomycetales; Lipomycetaceae. The coding region runs from base 214 to 1674 and encodes 486 amino acids. The record is from RefSeq and is a predicted model, not a curated record.